GGCAAAAGCUUUCUGAAAAGAUGGAGGGGUUGCUGCUGGAUACUGUUUUGUUUAAGCAUGGGCAAUUUCUGCAUUGAGCUGUAUUGGAAUCACGCACCGAAGGCUUGUAAGAAUUUUGCUGAGCUUGCCCGACGUGGCUAUUAUAAUCGUACGAUAUUUCAUCGGGUAAUCGCUGAUUUCAUUGUUCAAGGAGGCGAUCCCACCGGCACAGGGUGCGGAGGUGCAUCGAUCUAUGGUGAUACGUUUCCCGAUGAAAUCCAUGACGGUUUGAAACACACGGGUGCUGGGAUCGUAUCGAUGGUGAAUGUCGGGCCGAACACGAACGGUUCACAGUUUUUCAUAACGCUUGCGCCAGCGCAGCAUUUGGAUGGAAAAAACACGAUUUUUGGCCGAGUCAUCGCCGGCAUGAAGACGGUGCAAAAAAUCGGAUUGGUUGAUACGGAUGAGCAGAAUCGACCAGUGAACGAGAUCCGCUUAAUAAAGGCAGUGCCGAAGGAGGACUCGCGCAACUGA
Molecule: messenger RNA, 513 nt
Organism: Gongylonema pulchrum
Lineage: Eukaryota; Metazoa; Nematoda; Chromadorea; Rhabditida; Gongylonematidae
Source: the annotation of a GenBank genome assembly